ACAUUUUGCCAGUAUUACACAGUAAAAAAAAAAAAAAAAAAACAAACCGAAUCAAGCCUCUGUUGUGUCUGCAGCUCCAAAAAGUGCAAUUUUAUUUUGUCCUCUUAUCAUUUCCGGCAGAUGUAGAGUUGGUUUAAUCUCUUGAGGUCAGUGUGCCUGUCAAAAGGUUUAUUAUCUGCUGGAAACUAACAACAAAAAAGAGUCCCACAAAACAAAAUGCUGACAUGUCCAGUUUCAUGUUCACUAGUCAAAACAAAAGUCCUGCCAUAUGGGCCAAAGGAUUAAUAAAGAUCCAGAACAACAAUACUCACAUGGAUCCUGUGUAGUGUAUUCAAAAUAAUCACUUUGUCAUUAAUCAGAGAAUGGGCAGAGUUACUGUAAUGAAUUGAAACACAUCAGGUUCAUUUUUUUUUUAAACUGCAGAGCGUUGAUGUGCACAGAGAAGGCUUGAAAUCUGGAAAUAAUAAAUCUAUGUAUCGUUAUCUUUUGCCAGCAGAUAAGAGACAUGUCUUUACACUUAUUCACAUGGAGCCUAUAUUUUCAACACUGUCGGCCCUGGAUGUAACCUUGGAUCAAAGAGUCAUGCAGUCGCCUGCACCAGUGCUUACUGUUCAUGGAGCAAAUCUUUGAGGGCUUUGUCUCCUCAUUUGAUGAGAGUGUAUUUCUGGUUGGCAGGAGGCUGCAGCUUCACAGACACCUGUUGUGUCUCCUUAAAGCGACACGGACCCUACGGGCUGCAUCAAGCGUCUGUUCGUUUGACAUCAGCAGCGACAUCAGCAUCCUCUCUCACAGACACAAAGGCUUGUUGUGUAACUAAUUGACGGCUUUACUGUUGCGGUGGGCAAAUACGCAUUAAGGGCUGCGGUUUGUGUGGUUAUAUUCAUUAAGACAUUCCUGCACGGAUUGGGGCGACACAGAGCGAGGGGGGCUUUACAUAAUAAAGUGCAUGCUUUUCACGUGAAAUGCCCCUUUAAAAGCGGGCUCUUCUCUUCAGUCACACUGAGGCACAUCGUAAACGAGCGGACAGAGAGGAGUGAAAAGUCAGUGACAGCUGCACUUUGUUGAGUCAAUUCGGUUUCAGGAUGGUUGCGUCUUACCCCUUACCCGAGGGCUUCUCCGAGUUUGAUGUGUUCUCCCUGGGAUCUUGUCUACUGGUGGAGGGUCUGCUGGGCUUCUUUCUCAAUGCGGUGACAAUCGUUGCUUUCCUCAAAGUGAGAGAGCUGAGGACCCCCAGCAAUUUCCUGAUCUUCAGUUUAGCGAUGGCUGAUAUGGGCAUCUCCAUGAACGCCACCAUCGCCGCUUUCUCCAGCUUUCUGAGGUACUGGCCUUAUGGCUCUGAAGGAUGCCAGACUCACGGUUUCCAGGGUUUCAUGACAGCUCUGGCCAGUAUCCACUUCAUCGCCGCCAUUGCCUGGGACAGAUACCACCAGUACUGCACCAGAACAAAGCUGCAGUGGAGCAGCGCCAUCACCCUGGCUGUAUUUAUCUGGCUCUUCACUGCCUUCUGGUCCGCCAUGCCCCUCAUUGGCUGGGGAGAGUACGACUACGAGCCGCUCAGGACCUGCUGCACUCUGGACUACAGCAAGGGAGACAGAAACUAUGUGUCCUACUUGAUCCCCAUGAGCAUCUUCAACAUGGCCAUCCAGAUGUUUGUUGUCAUGUCCUCUUACCAGUCCAUUGCACAGAAAUUCAAGAAGACUGGAAACCCCAGGUUCAACCCCAACACUCCUCUUAAGACUAUGUUGUUCUGCUGGGGCCCCUAUGGCAUCCUGGCUUUCUAUGCCGCCGUGGAGAACGCCAACCUGGUCUCCCCUAAGCUCAGGAUGAUGGCUCCUAUCCUGGCUAAGACCUCGCCAACCUUUAAUGUCUUCCUGUACGCUUUGGGAAAUGAGAACUACAGAGGAGGCAUCUGGCAAUUCCUCACCGGGGAAAAGAUUGAUGUGCCUCAAAUUGAGAACAAGUCCAAAUAAACUGAGCAUGCAAUAAUCACACACUCUUACUGUCCUGGUGGUUUCUCACAGGUACCUAGAUGUUUCUGUUUGUGAGUGUAUGUGCAUGUGUUGCGUCUUGAACAAUGGUGUCCCUUGCACACAUCUGUCCUGGAUUUGUGGUUCAUUGUUUCUGCAGUUGUGUUUCGUAAAGGAUGUGACAAACUAUAACAAACUCAUGAUUUCUCAGGUCAGUGUCAAACUUAUUGGAAUUUUCUUUUAUUAAGUAGGUGAUGAUUUUCAUCUUUUAAGAAAUGUUACUGAAAACAGACGUCAUUCAUGUUGGCUGACUGAAAAUACAAACAGUCCUACGAGGAAAGUAGUAUGGAGCUUCAAACCAAAUUAUGCACAUUAUAGCAAAUAUUGGAAUUCAUUCUGUUAAAGAACAUUAGCUAUUUACCCUAAACGUUUAAUGUAGCAUGACUUUUCUUUUGGCGGAAACAUGAUAUAAAUAACUAGUUCACUGGCCAACACCUCUGUUGCCAAGAGACUGUCAUCUGAGCUCUGUCAAUAAUCCUUAAGUAUGUCUUCAGUGCAAAAGUCCCCUUGGCAAACAGCCAUUCAAAAAUUUUUGCUACCUGUCCGUAUCCUCUGGUUGAGGAGGGAAGGUCUAAAAGAAAUUAAUUCAGAAAAAAAAAACCAAACAAACAUCAUAACCGAGGGCUAAUGUCACAGAUUUAUGACGUUUUUGACCGGAGCCUGGGGACACUCUUUAUCACGGCUGUCGAUGAAAUGUGAAAAUGUGUGCAUGCCACGGAUGUCCCGUCAGGCUCUGUGAAGUCGUGAGGGAUAACCAGAGUAGAACUGCACUAAUCCACUCCACAAGAGGACUAUUCUUCAAUACACAGCCCCCGCAACAAGUUAGAGAUUAGUCGCUGGCUGUAGAUGAGCUGGACGUGUUUCUCGCCUCCAGAUUUGCAUAUGAAAUAAAGGAGUAGUCAGAUUGAAUUAUUGGUAUUUACUUAAUAAAAUGUAUAAACGAUUAAAUAAAUGAGUAAAGAUUAGGCUGGAAAAUUUGGACUUAGACACUUUUUAGUUCAUAAUUUAUUAAUUAAACAUGUGAAUGUCAUUAAAUGGUACAAUUAU
Messenger RNA from Seriola aureovittata, 3074 nucleotides. It is a transcript of the gene rgra, whose product is annotated as retinal G protein coupled receptor a. Gene Ontology annotation, biological process: phototransduction; visual perception; G protein-coupled receptor signaling pathway. The transcript has 7 exons. The coding region runs from base 1083 to 1970 and encodes 295 amino acids. Gene Ontology annotation, cellular component: membrane. Lineage: Eukaryota; Metazoa; Chordata; Actinopteri; Carangiformes; Carangidae. The record is from RefSeq and is a predicted model, not a curated record. Gene Ontology annotation, molecular function: G protein-coupled receptor activity.